GGUAAGAGAAAGAAAAAAGAAAAGAAAAAAUCGCCCUUGGUUGGUCUCGAACCGGGGCGAGCAAAUUUGUAGCCAAGUACCCUGACAGCGUUGCCAAAGUAUACUGACGGAGCGCAGCCAGGGACGCGCAGUCUCUCUCACCGUGAACGAUCAAUGGCCGACUCGAAGAAUUCAUCGAGCAAAGAAGGAUCUUUGAUAUUUUGAUACGAUGUUCGAUAUUCUUUGGACGUUCGCGCCUUCGUUGUCGGAUCCUCGCCGAUCAACGUUGUCAAGCUGAUCUUAGGAUUGAGCUAAAAAGAUGAACAAUUAAAUGCACUUGUUACGGAAGGUGCUAGUGAACCUCGCCAUUAUUGCGGUGCUUUUGGUGAUACUUUAUUGUUAUCAAACAUCUACGAACGGUGCACGUUGGAUCGUGGGCCAGGCAGAAAGUCGAAAUGUCGAAGGGUCAACGAAUGAAUUCAUUUCGACCACCUUAAGAGAUAUCAACGAUACGAUCGUCGGACUAACCUCAACUAAAAUCGCCGUCCCUAUUCCUCCGAUCGUUACCACCUUUCGAAAUGAGUUUUAUUACAAUGUAUGGUGUAUAUUCACCAAAGUCGCUACGAAUUCUCCGAUGCGAAAGAAGUUUUACGUUUUUACGAAAUCCUUACUCGCAUUGGCCACCGUGGAUAUUGCUUUCCACGUGAUAACAGACGAUGAUAGUCGUCCCAUCGCCGAGAACGUAGUGCAAAGCGUUGUCUCGAUCACUAAAAAGACUAUGAAAGUGCAAUAUUAUAACGUACACGAGCUGGCUCAACAAUUGGAGGACAUAGUUUCUGUUAUGUCGCCGCAUUUCAGUAGCAAACCUGGAACUUAUUAUUCGGAUGCCCUUUUCUUUCUCUCCCUUGGAUUGCAUAGAAUAGCGCCAGUCGAUCAAAAAGUGGCAGCCAUGUUUGACGCUGAUACAAAAUUUCGUAGGGACGUAAAAGAAUUGUUCAAGGAGUUUGACAAUUUUGGGGAUGAAGCACUCUUUGGUUUGGCACCGGAAUUAACCCCCGUAUAUCGGCAUGUUUUGUACUUAUAUCGUAGCAAACACGCAAAGACCGCAUAUGGGGAACCAGCUCAGGCCGGUGGUUUUCCAGGCUUUAACAGCGGCAUGGUCCUAUUCAAUUUAGAAAGAUUACGCGAGUCCUCCUUGUACGAACAAAUUGUUAGUAAGGAUAGCGUCGACGCUAUGACGAAUAAAUAUCAUUUUAAGGGUCACUUGGGCGAUCAAGAUUUUUAUACGGUUUUAGGUAUGGAACGACCCGAAUUAAUCUAUACCAUUGAUUGCGGCUGGAACAAGCAAUUGUGUACAUGGUGGAGAGACCGUGGUUACGCGGAUGUAUUCGCUAAUUAUUCUCUCUGUAAUUCAGAAACAAAAUUGUGGCAUGGGAACUGCAAUACACCUAUACCCGACGAUUAAGUAUUAUGAAUUCUAAAGACAUUUCGUAGACAUCAACUUUCUAAGUCCUACGUUUACUUUCGAGAAUGAAACAUAGUUUUGAAACUCAUUUACUUUUGAAAUCUGUGAUACAAAGUCAAAUAUAUUUUAUUCUUAUCGAGUGGCAAUAUACAUAAACGAGACUCUUUCGAUCGUAUGGAAGGAAAGAAAUCAUUUUUCAUUCUAUUAUUAUAUUUUAAAUCUCUAACAAUUUAUGCCAUCCGAUCGAGCGAUUAGAUGCAGAGUAACUAUUGUAUUUUUAUGACGCAUAAAGGAUAUUUAUCUCGUUAA
This is a messenger RNA of Vespa velutina, 1753 nucleotides long. RefSeq names its product xyloside xylosyltransferase 1 (gene Xxylt). The record is from RefSeq and is a predicted model, not a curated record. Lineage: Eukaryota; Metazoa; Arthropoda; Insecta; Hymenoptera; Vespidae. The transcript is spliced from 3 exons. The coding region runs from base 311 to 1444 and encodes 377 amino acids. Gene Ontology annotation, molecular function: UDP-xylosyltransferase activity.